UUCCGUAUAAUCCGUAUAGAAGAAAAGUAAUGGCGGACGUGUUGUUACUUUAGAAAGCUUAGUGUAUUUUGAAAUAACUGUAUAAAUUUGCCUCACAAGUGUUCUUAUAUUUUUUAAAUACUAUAGAUCAUACUUUAGUGCGAACAUAAAAAAUACAAUAGUCGAACUUAAACAGUCAAGAGACAUUUGCACGAUAAUGGCUUUUCGUCUUCUUGUCUGAAGUUUUAACUUACCUUCCCUACUCUUAUAUCUUAAGAUAAUGAAGAAAUAUUUGAAAAUCCACAACUCAAAAAAUUGCAUAUAAGUCUAAAGCACCAAAAUGAAGAUUGAUAGAGGACGGAUCAAGAAAAGCACCAUUGAAGUUCCUUCAGAGUGCAAAGCCUUGAUUGACAAGUUAAGAUCAUGCUCUCGGCGAGAAAUACUGGAGGAACUUAAAAAGAUUGAUACUUGGACUUUUGGAAAGUGUGAACUUUAUCAUUGGAUAGAUAUCUUAGAUCUGUGUGACUCAAUAUUGGAAAGUGCAACCACACGUGUGUCCCCCAAGAGCUGGCAGAUAGCGUGCGAUUUACCAGAAAAUCAUGAGUCCAAAGAACUUCUGCUGUGGGUGUUGCACUUCACUACGCUGCUCAUCGAACACUCUUUCUCACGUCACCUGUACAAUUCCGUGGAACAUCUGCUGACAUUGCUGAGUUCCUGCGACCUCAAUGUCGUUCUCGGAGUUCUCAAUCUGCUUUACAUGUUCUCCAAGAGGAGCAACUUCAUAACCCGAAUAAACCCUGAGAUGCGCAUAGCUUUACUGAAAUGUCUCACCUAUCUUGCAGAGAGUUGGGGAGGUCGCGAGAAUGGCUUUGGACUUGCUGAUUGUGUCCGGGAAGAUGCACAUGUACCGCUCACGGCAACUACCCUGCAUUACGAGUUUUACACUGAGGAUCAAGGAGCAAUGAGCCAGGCAUCCUGUAUCCAUUUAGACAACGUUGACCAAAUAAACAAGUUGCCUUCGGAGAUCAUGGACGGACUCAUAGAAACAUUUAAUGUUCCAAAAGAUGGACACAUGCUGCUGUUCACCCACCUACGCCUCGCCCACAGCUUCUCUGACCACGGGCUGAGACUGAAGUGUGUGCAGGCACGACUGCAAGCGUUGUCUGUUCUCCUAUACUCCAACUCAGACGCACAUGGUUUGCUCUACCCGGGCCUACUCGACGAACUGGUCCAACUUCUUGAACUGGACAACCCAGGACUUGUGGAGAUUCGAUCUGCUGCCCUCAGGACUCUGACCUCCAUCAUCCAUCUGGACCGCAGUCCACAUCUACCCAAACAAAUACCGGACUUCAUAUGUCCGGCAUUAAAUUUGCGGUUUCAACGUUUGCCAUCCAUAAAGCCGGGGUCUCGACUGAACAUGAUCAUCGACGUGACAGGAGCUGGGCUCUACCACGGGUUUUUGCCGCAGCUGGUUCGUAGCUGUAUCACUUCACUGACCAGUGAGAACAAGGAAGGAGAGGAGGACCAGUUCCCGCUACCCUUGGCCACUGCACUGUUCAGCUUCUUAUACCAUCUGGCCAGCUACGAGGCUGGUGGAGAAGCCCUUGUCAGCUGUGGUAUGAUGGAGAGUUUGUUGCGAGUUAUCAACUGGCCUGGAGUUGAGUUAGAACACAUUACAUUUGUAACUCGAGCUGUGAGAGUUAUUGAUCUUAUCACAAACAUUGAUAUGCAGUCUUUCCAGAGCCACGGUGGCCUCAACAGUUUCAUUAACAGACUCCAGAUGGAAAUUGCCAUAUGUAGGCAAGAGAAGCCUUUCGAAAUACAGGUGCCUUGUCAGCGUCCUAGAUCUGACUCUAACGUAGAAGGGGACUCAUCGCCUCCCCCCAAUACCUCAGAUGCGGCCGAGCUGGACGAGGAGAUGGUCAGAAUAGCCAACUCUGUAGACAGAGUAGCUGUUGAUAGUGACUCCUGUUCCUGCUCCAAAGAUCAAAUGCCUGAACCAACCCUUGAUAAAAGCCAAAUACCAUAUGAUAUUUACGGAAAAUCAAGACAUUGUCUUCCUCAGAGAGCAGCCCUACUUAAGUCUAUGCUGAAUUUCCUCAAGAAAGCUCUUCAGGACCCAGCAUUCACUGAUAGCAUUCGCCAUGUUAUGGACGGGUCGCUGCCUAGUUCAUUGAAGCACAUCAUCAGCAACUGUGAGUACUACGGGCCUAGUCUCUUCCUCCUAGCUACUGACGUUGUGGCUGUCUACGUGUUCCAAGAACCUGCCUUGUUGUCCUCCCUACAGGAUGUUGGCAUCACAGAAGUUGUCCUGCAUGCCCUCCUUAUAAAACAUGUUCCUGCCACUAGAGAAGUACUGGGCUCUGUACCGAAUGUGUUCAGUGCACUUUGCUUGAACCCAAGGGGUCUUCAAUCUUUUAUUCGAUACAAGCCGUUUGAAAAACUAUUUAAAGUGCUGUUGUCACCUAAUUACCUGUCGGCCAUGAGACGAAGACGAAGCUCUGAUCCAAUCGGAGACACUGCCUCUAACCUUGGCAAUGCGAUGGAUGAACUGAUGCGUCACCAACCAACUCUUAAAUCGGAUGCUAUUGCUGCUAUUAUAAAGCUCCUCCAAGAUCUGUGUCAGCUGGGCCGAGACCCCAGGUAUGUUUGCUGGAAGCCACAGAAAGGCAACAAUAACGAGUCCCCCCAUCCUGCCCCUCGUGUGUCUAAUGAAGCAGGAAGUAGUGAUGAAGAGGAAGAGGAUGAGGAGGAAGCAAGUACCUCCUCCCAUCCUCAACCAGCUCCUGAAACCACUCCUACCACAGCAUUUAGCGAGAAAACACCAAUCGCUCUAGUAGACUACAUACUUAAUGUGAUGAAAUUUGUUGAUGCCAUUUUAAGCAACAAUUCCACCGAUGACCACUGUAGGGAGUUUGUUGCCCAGAAUGGCCUGGUCCCACUACUGUCCAUCCUCGGACUACCUAACCUCCCUGUGGAUUAUCCUAUCACACCAGCUGCCCAAGCCGUGGCCUCAGUGUGCAAAUCUGUAUUGAACUUAGCUCACGAACCUCAAGUGAUAAAGCAAGGCUUAGCCCAGCUCAAAGAAGUUUUGGAGAGGUUGGAGCCUCUUUGUAAUAAAAGCAACCACCAUUACAAAGGGUCCAUUCUGCUGGAGGAACUGGCCAAAGCUCCUUGUAUGGACACUGCUUUCUCCACACCUUCAGCCACGCCUUUACUGCACGCUAUGGCUGCUGUUCACGGUUACGUCAUUAUGUUCGUCCAUGUCUGCCGAACUGGACAGGUUGACAUUCGUCAAAUUUCCAUGACAGCUUGGGGUACUGAGCCUGGGGUUAGUGUGUUGAGAACUCUUGCGGAUCUGUACACAGCCCUUGUAUGGGAAAGCACUGUUUUGCUGGCACUUUGUAGCGAGGACACCAGCCGAGAGUUUACCAGAGAAGACAUCUCAAAAAUAUACCCUGCCUCCAUGAUGAGAUUGCAGGCCGAGUCCAUGGAAGUGUCUACCGAAGGCCAAGACUUGGGAAUGGAGGUAGAUGAAGACAAGUUUAAGUGCUCGGAAGAAGAAAAGAUCAACAAGAUUAACAGCAAACCUUCCCCUCUAAUACCACAAAACAUCAAACUCAAAUACAUCAAACCUCUGCUUGGGGCUUCCUCACGUCUAGGAAGAGCUUUAGCCGAACUAUUUGGUCUACUGGUCAAGCUAUGUGUUGGAUUUCCAAUGAGAGCAAGACGAGGCAAUCAGUUGGCCAAUACCACCAGUAUUACCCCUUGGUCCCACUCAGUUUCAGCUGCUCUGGCAAAACUUCUCUCUCAGGGCCUUAACCACCAAAACCUGCCUAACUCUUCUAUCCCCAAGUUCAAGUUGACAUACUUGAUUUGUUCUGUGGGAUUCACACAGCCAAUGCUUUUUGAUGAAAAACGGUAUCCAUACCACCUUAUGCUGAUGCAGUUUGUGCAACACGGUGGCCUUGUGGCUUUCUUCGAGACUUUCAAAUGGGCACUGAACGGAGGAGACAAGUUUCCAGCUGAGAUGGAUCUUAAUAACACCACACUACCUGAGGGAACUGGAGAAUUUCUUGACGCGUGGCUCCUUCUAUUAGAGAAAAUGGUCAAUCCUAAGGCCAUACUAGAGACAACGCAUACACUGCCAUCUAAAUCUCCUAACAACAGUUUUAAAACUACAAGUUUUGAUCCCUACAAGUAUUUGCAACGAAUCACUAAGAUGGCCUUUGAUGCCUUGUCAUUUUUGUGGGGUCGCAGACCAUUACCCACGUAUGGAGCACGGAUGACUGAAACAAUGCUCACCAUUUAUCGUCAUAUCAUUCGUGGAGGGGAAAUGAUUGAGGAGCGAAAGCAGAAGGAGAAUAACGAGCCUCCUGUUCUCGUAAACUCAGCCACUGGAGAAAGCAGACGCAACACCAGUGGUAGGGAGAGGCCCGAAGUAAAUUCUGUUGAACUGAGCCAACUAAUGGAUAUGGGCUUCUCCCGGGAACACUGCUACGAGGCUCUCAUACUUACCUCAACUCUAGAACAUGCAACCGACUACCUACUGAACAACUUUUUCCCACAUAAUGUACAACCCCCUCAAGUCUUGGAAGAAGAACCAGAAGAAGAAGAGGUAUUUUUGCCCAAAGAAGCUUUAGACGAAUUUUCAAAUCAAGUUCUCAAAGUAUGCCUGGAGUACAUUGAAAGACUGCCAGAAACAGUAUACAAAGUUUGUGAUCUGUUAACGAUAAUUAUCAGGAGAAAUGGAGAAACGUACUGCAACAAACUACUAAACACACUAGCCACGGAGACGAUACAGAACAUUGGCCAGCUGAUAGAUGAGAUUGACACUGCAAAGAGACAUCUUGAUAUUAGUGAAAGUGGCAAAGUCAAUGUUAGUGUUAGUGACAUUGUUCUUAACUCAGUUCCCUCAACUCGAAUCGCUGGAAACUUACAUCUCUUCAUGCUACUUUUUGAGGAGAUCAAGGUGCCGUGUGCUAAGGUAGUGCACUCUUCUAACCUGCUGAAGACACUGGUGAAGCUGCUUAUGAAAGUGACAGAGGUGAUGGAGGAGGAUGCACCAACCCCCAAGUGGAUGGCUCCCUCGUUGCUCCUCAUAGAUCUGCUAGAGAAAGUGUCAGUCUGUGUCAACAGAAAAGUCAACAUGCACAAGGUGACGACACAGGUCUGGAAAUGGCUUGACUUAGCCUCAGGUAGAUGGUCCUUGUACUUACCUCAGAACAACAAGUUGAUCAAUGAAGCGUACUGGCGAGGCGAUCGAGACGUCACCAUCAGUAGUGGUCGCAGACGCUACACAAUCGCCUUUGCAAACAUGUGCCAGAUCAACGAUGACUCUGGAAAGGCUCGUCCUGUUAUGAUGACCUUGAUUGAUCCUAACGAUCCUACAGCGAGAAGCAACUAUGAUAACCAACCUGUAGACCUGCCCCCCUUCGUCUCCGCACCGCCAAUGCCUGAAGAUAAAGACCCUAAUGACACGGUCGAGUCCUUGUCAGAAGUUGAAUACUACGUUGACUUCUUCCAUCGUCGUGUGGGCCUACAGCCCAUUGCUGGUGUGACCCCAGAAGAUAUUCAAAUAAUUCUUAGGUGUUGCAUGGAGCUGAUCUCUAAGCCUGUGGACCCAGAUACCCUCCACGCAGUCAUGCAGGUUUGCGUUCGGUUCACUAGAGAUUACGAAAAUGCUCGGCUCAUCGCAGAUAUGAAUGCUGUUCAACGAUUGCUUCAGCUGAGACAAGUUUCCUCCUUCACUGGCUUUGUUGGGCUCUCUACUAUGUUAAUCCGCCAUGUUCUUGAAGAGCCUGCUAACAUCACUGCUGCCAUUGAACGAGUCAUUCGCUUCAAAACCUUGCCCAAUAUACCACCCACUUUCAAAGAGCUGCACUAUAUACUGCGGGAGUGCGCGCCUGCAAUAUGUCGAGAUCCGGAGAUCUUUAAGUCUGUUGCCAAGGAGAUCAUGAGAGUAGACGUAUCUGUACUCAACAAAAGAGGUGAAGAGGAUGAUCCAAGACUACUCAUGAAGUGUUUACCAUCAGAAAAUCAAAAGAACAACAGAGAAGCGGAUCACCUUGUGAAGAAUACCAUAACUCAGCUCUUGAACUUCCUAGUGGAAGCAAGACAGGAAGAGAUUGGAAUCAACGAUAUCAUUUAUGAUGAUGAUCAGUCUUUUGAUGGAACACUGCCACCACCAGGUGGCCAACCUGCAGACACUUUACAUUUUGAUGAGAAUAUCAGCUCUUGCUCCACGGCGAGAAAUGACAGAGACGACAUUGACUUGGAUACAUUUAAUGCUUCCAAUCUGCCUAUGUACAUAGCAGCAUCUGGACCAAUCUCCAGCUCAGGGGUCAAUAAGAAGAGCACAAAUAAUGGGCAGCAAAAAGAACAGAAAGUGGAUAACCUCUAUGAAAGAAAAAAGAAGUUACCACUUCUUCUCAUUUCCUACGUUCUGAAGAUCUUGGGCGAUGCAGUUCGUUCGUAUACUUGUAUUGCAAAAAUGAUUACUGACCACAAGUACUCAACAAAGCAAGCAGAGAUUCUGAAAGAGGAUUGCUCUGCUGUCGCCUUUGUUUUGGACAAUCUGAUGCCUUAUAGAGAACUGAACAUACAAUUAGACCCUGAUAGACCCAACAUGGCUCGUAACCUGAUAGCUGCUCUGGCAUCUUGUAAUCAUUCACCUGAAGCUCAAUGUGCUCUUGUUUCUGAGGUGAAAGCAGCUCUGCAGAGAGCACUAGCCUGGCCGGAGUCCUCCAAGAAGCAUGUUCACAUCCAAGACCUAGUAGGAGUGGUAACUACUAUGAUAGACAACUGUCCUCCUGUGCCAAUCAGUAGUACACCACUGAGUCCAGCACUCAAACUCAACCAAUAUAGUGUUAACAACAUGGUGAGGUUCAUGAUGCGCAAGGGCAUUGUAACAGACCUAGCCCGCAUACCACACAGUCUAGACUUGUCAAGCCCCAAGAUGGCAACAACUAUCAAUGCUUCUUUGAAGCCCCUGGAGACUCUGAGCCGUAUCAUGGGUCAACCCUCAGCAGGGCCUACCCCCAGCAAGACUAAACCUAAGGGUUCUACGGCCACUGCUACUACAGAUGAUCCUGGAAGUACCCUUGCUGCAAGUGCUCAAUCAGAUGGCAACCAGCCCACACAGAUGGACCAAUCAGGGAGUGCCCCGAAUGUAGAAGAAGACCACACCGAUAUGAUAGAAGACCAUCCUACCCUCAAUGAAGUAAUGAACAGUGUAGUUGAGAGGGUAAAUGAAAUGGAAGACCUCAUGCAAGAUGUCAUCGAACGCAGAAGGAUGCCCAACCUUAAUAAUUCUAGGCGCAACAGACGUUCUCGAGGGCAGAGACGAGUAAUCAGUGAACUUUCCAGAUUUACUCAAAUGUUGACCAAUGAUUUGAGCUUUGCCACAACUGAAGAGACGAGCCAAGACAGCAGCAGUGAAGAGUCGGAAUUCAACCCGACAGAUGAGGAUAGACAUAUGGAAGACGCUGCCACAGACAUUGAUGACCAUGUAGAAGACGACGACGAUGACGAUGAUGAAGAAGAGGAGGAUGAUGAUGACGAUGAAGAUGACGAUGACGACGAUGAUGAUGAGCAAGAAGGAGAGGAAAACGAAGGAGAGGAAAGCAACGGUGGCUAUGAUGAAGAUGGUUUGGAGUUGUUUGAGCCUGAUGAAGGUUUAUUCCGUAUCCCUGGGCUUGACAGAGAUUCUGACGAUUUUCUCAUGAUUGAGUAUUCUGAACCCGAUCCCUCAGCUUCUGUAGGUCAACUGUGGUCGCGUGACAACUUCUUACCCUUCACUCUUUUUGAAGAAGGCAACAAUGCAUCAGACAAUACAGGCUCUCGCAGUGUGAUCCCUGCACAGCAUCCUCUGAUGGCUCGUAAUGUCGACAACCAACCCACCACCUCAUCUACUAACCGCACCCAGCGUAUGAGUCGCACUCGUCGCUACCAAUAUGUCCAGAUGAACCGAGCUGCUGUUGCUGCACCUGUAUUUUUACAGAGGUUGAUGGGUCAAGGAAACACAGAUCCCCCAAAUUAUCUUAACAUCCCAGGCCAUCCUGGCAACACCUACGGAGAGAUGAUAGCUUCCACCUUUCCCAACACUCGACUAAUCGUAAUGGACAAUGGCCUAGGGAUCCUUACCAAUGCCGAGGAGGAGCAAAUCAAUUUUGUGGAUCAGUCUGGAUAUCUGUUGGGGCCCAGCUUGGCCGCAACCCUCAACAAUGUGCCCACAUCAAUGUAUUGGUGGAAUGAGGAACUUAAAUUGCUCGACCGGGACUCCAUUUGUGACUGUGCUAUCUGUGUUGGAUUUGAACUGGUUCCAAUAUUUGAACGCUACCGCAAUGAAGAGUUUGCUGAAAGAAAAGAAAAGCGCAAAAAGAUGGAUGAAGAAGAAGACAACAAUAAAAAAACUAAUACCACUAACGGGGAAACAGAGAAGAAGAAACUGUAUGAUGGUAUAAUGGAUAUGUUUGACUCACCGCGUCCACCAGCCAGAUUGCCUACGCGGCGCAUUGCUAUGUUGGCUGCAGCACAGGAGGUAGCACAUGCUACGGAGAGCCUGGCUGGCUCCAUUGUAGAGUCAGUGUUACAUCCACGUGUUGUCCAAUCUCAAAACACUCGACCUCUCCCAAUACAACCUCCAGCCGGACCCUCGUCUCCACAAGAGCCUCCUGAUACUCAGCACAAUACAGAAGAUCAGGAACACAACGACCUACUUGUUGUGCCAUUCGUCCACCGCCGACCUCAGGCAUCCAGCAUUCCUGAAGCAGUUGAGCUCAUCCCUGUAACUCCUCCCGCGUCAGAAAUAUCAGAUCCAAUGGGAUUGAUUCCGGGCAGUGUUCCAUACCCCCCACCUAGUGACCCCGAAGAUGGAUUCUUCCGUGUCAACCCAACUUUUAUCAACCAAACCGAGAACAACAGCGGGUCUGUAAAUAGUGAGAUUACGGAUGAAUCACAGUCACAAGUGAGUGUGGAAAACAGUGAUCCCAGGAAUUACGAUGGAAGUGGACAGGAACAGAGACCUCUUGGGUCGUUGCCAGUUGAUAUGAGCCCAUCAAACAACCCCCAGUCCCUCUUUGUUGACUCACCAACAGGUUUGCCUUCCUCCACUCAAUCGUCCAACAACAGUGCUCAGUCGUUGUUUGUACUAACACAACCCGAUGAGACCCAAGAGGCUCGAUUGCCUUCAUCUCAAUCAAGUUCAGACCCCUUUUUCCCACUGACACAGCGUCUCCCGCUAGAACAAGAGAUGCAAAUUUCAUCAAAUCAACCGUCACAGAGCAGUGAAGGGUCUUUGUUUGUUUUAUCUCAACCGAGUACAACUGGUGAAAUACAAAUUCCGUUCAGUCAGACGUCACAAGGCAUUGGAGAUUCUGAAACCUCGUCAGCCAUCUCAAACCAAAAUGACGAAGGGCUCGAAAUUGAAACUAGUCAUUGUUCCCAAAAUUCUCAGUUAUCUGUUGACAUGUUUGCCCCUAAUCAGCCCUCGCAAGAUGGUUCACAAUCUUCUGUAGAUAUAAGUGACCUGCCAACCCAACCGAAUUUGGCGCUGCUGAACCGUCCACCCCCCAAUAAUACUCUAGAAAUCCAAAAUCGCCAACCACCGUCUAUUCACAGUUCACAAUCAUCGGUAGACUUCCAUGAUUUACCAACUCAGCCAAACAUGGCUCUGAUCAACCGUACAGCUCAAAACUUGGAUAUGGCUAACAUUCAAGCGAUCCAGAAUAGUUCUCAAGAUUUAGCUGCACAACCCAACAGAUUUCUAGAAAUCCGCAUGUCAGCUGAUUGGUUGCAGACAGUCGAAGGGCAAGGUAUUCCGAUCGAAGAGGAUAGGCUAGACAACCAAGCCUUUAGCCAACAACUUGCGCAAUCAGUCCAACCUGAAAUUCAGCGUCAACUAUCAGUUCAGAAUGUGGAAAGAUCAGAGUACAUUCCCCCACCACCCCCUCCGUUGCCUGUCAGUGCAGCUCUCACUGUUGAGCCUUCUCAAUCAUCCAUGUCGUCCAACAGCUCAAUAAUCCCUGAAGAAUUACCCGAAGGUGUGGAUCCAUCAUUCCUAGCAGCUCUUCCUGAAGACAUGAGAGCUGAAGUUAUUUCUGAACAUCUGAGGCUACAGCGACUGCAGAAUCGAGUGCAGCAGAUCUCCUCUCAGAGCAGUGCAGGUUCUGAGGAUACGUUGAGCACACCUGGACCAAGUGGCAUGGAAGUGAACGCAGACUUUCUGGCGGCUUUGCCCCCUGCUAUACAGGAGGAGGUACUAGCUCAACAGAGACUUGAACAACAACGCCAAGCUGCCGCUGCAGCCAACCCUAAUGAACCAGUGGAUGCUGCUGCAUUCUUCCAAGAUCUACCUCAUGCCCUCCGACAAUCUAUACUGACUGACAUUGAAGAGUCCCAGAUCUCCGUGCUGCCCCCAGAGUUGGCUGCCGAGGCCCAGAACCUGCGCAGGGAGUGGGAAGCUCGCAACCGACAGCUCAUGCAGGAGAGGUUCCUGUCUCACGUCACACACAGUACAAGUGCCUUGUCCUCCAUACUGCGCCACACCAGCACACCUCGUAAUCUCCGGCGACCCACUGGUCCCAGAUAUACCAUUCAAAAUAUGGGGCCAGGAAACAGAACACAUUGGUUGAGUUCUUGGAACUUGGGUGCCCGGUUGCUGGACUCAACCCAAUCAGGCUCGCAGACUGGCAACUUAACAGGUGCUAACCUGGCUUCUGCUAGCGGUAUCAUCGGCAGACCAAAAGGCAGACAGGUUUUGGACUAUGAGAGUAUUUGCUGCUUGCUCGUCCUUCUGUUUGUCGACGACGUUAGGAUCAACACUGCUAGACUCCAUCGGGUAUUCCGAAACCUGUGCUACCAUCCUCCUACCCGAGAAUGGGUUAUUCGGGCUAUCCUAUCAAUAAUGGAGAAAAGCAAUGAAGGCCAGUCACCAGUAGGAGAAGCCAGCUCUGCUGCUGUUACAUCCAAUCGUAGAGUCACCCGCAGUCAGUCUCAAGCUAGCCCUGAACACUUGACAAGCGCUCCUGCCCCUACACCUUCCUCUACACCUGCUGCUUCCACAAGCUCUGGUACCGGCCGGUCAGGUUCCUCUUGGCUCAAUAUCAGUAUGGAUGCCGCUCUCGGUUGUAGAGCCACUGUCUUUCAUGUACAUAAAAACCCUGGCCGUCGCAACGAUCGUACCAUCACAAUAAACCCUCAAGCAGCACCGUUUGUAUAUAGGCACGCUUUAGAUAUACUGAUCUCACUAGCCAAAAUCUUUCCAAGUCACUUUGUACCCGGUAAACCUCCGACCACGUCUAGUUCAGGCAAUGCUGGUCCCUCCUCAGUAACUGCCUCACCUCCCAAAGCUGCUAAGAGCCCUCGGACUGACAACUCUCCCAACUUCUGGGACAUGCUUAUUCGCCUUGACUCUCUGAGUACCUCCAAAAAGGGCAAGGCGGUGCCGCGACAGAGUGUGUCGGCGCCCUUGGACUCGGAAAGCUUGAGUCUGGAUUGUUCUCCAUUCGGACAAUUGCUCAAGAUGCUGGAGUCACCAGUGGUACACAGAAGCCCAUUGCUGAUGGACAAGCUACUUAGGUUGUUGUCCCUCAUCUCCAUCAGUCUGCAGAUCCAUCGGCAGCGUCUCUGGGAUCGGUUGGGAGUGCAAGUGGAGGUAAACUCUAACACCUUGCACCAUCUUGGACUGGCUAUUGACGUGCUCACGUCCAACUGUUGCUCAGAUGAAGGACUAGAGGAUGCUAAAGGUCUCCUGCUCAACAUGACCAUCAAUCUUCCCAACACCAGGGAAAGUGUGAUGAAUUUAUUGUUGAGUGGUGCUCGUCAGAUGGCAUCAAUGGUCUGUGUUCACAUCGAGCAGAUGCUUCAGGAGUUGCGAGUUUUGAACAAGCAACAUGCUCAAAACGAAGAUCUAGAUGAUAGCUCAGUAGAGAGUAGAAUAACCAGCCUCAAAGGCAUACUUAGCAAUAGGUUUACCAAAGACACAGUUGUUGUUACUGCACCUAAGAAGGUUAAGGCAGGAUUGGAUCUCCAAUUGAAUUCAAUGGCACCACUCAUUUCUAAAACAUCCAGCCAAGCAUUCUUCCUACGUAUCCUCAAAGUGAUAGUACAGUUAAGAGAAUCCGUCCGUAACCAUGAUAGGAAGAAACGAAAAGCUGCUGAAGCCCAACAGAGUGAGCAAGCCACACUUCAGCCUGAUUCUGAGGGUACAGAAUCGGCACCCUCUACACAGCCCAGCACCAGCUCGUCGGCUAACACUGGAGACACGGCUAUGGACACAACACAGGCAGGAGGUGAAACUAACAACCAACAAACCACUACUGCUAUGGACACCAGUCAGUGGCGACCCACGUCUCCAACCCAUCCACCACCACCUCACGCGCAGAGGCUCGAUCCUCACACUGCUAGAAUGUUGUCCAGAAUAUUCAGAGCUAAUACUGAGGCCCUGCAAGCUACUAGAGGUGUUCCCCAAUCUCCUACUACCUCAGAAAACGUGGUGGUGAUCAAUAUGUGUGAGGAAGAAACACCUCUACCUCCACUUAGUGAACAGCUUAACCUGGAUAUUCUGUGGAACACUCUCAGUGAAUGUCUCACAGAGUUGCAACACACCAAUGACAGCCAUGCUGUAUUGGUGCUACAGCCUGCUGUUGAAGCGUUUUUCCUGGUACAUGCGAGUGGUAUGGAUAAGACUGACCAAAGGGGAGACACCAGGAAUAGCAGUGAGCAGCCCAUUGUGAUAGAGGAGACGCCCGCCACCUCCCAACAGUCGCAGCAAGGCUUGGGUCUAGACGGACUGACACAAGCCCCUCCACCAGUUUCCCCCCUCCCCACUGAGCCUACCAAUGACCCUUCUUCGUCUCAGGCGUACAACUACUUCCCGACGACUCAAUCUUCACAAGAGUCUGGCCCACCUGUCCCUCCGCAUCAACUCAAGUUCCUCAAGUUCGCAGAAACACACAGGACUGUGCUUAACCAGAUCCUACGACAGACGACUACACCACUGCUUGAGGGACCCUUCGCAGUUCUCGUCAAUCAUACACGAGUACUUGACUUUGAUGUCAAGCGACGCUACUUCCGUGGAGAGCUCGAACGUGCAGACGAAGGCCAUCGCCGCGAGGAGUUGGCGGUUCACGUUAGAAGGACCCAAGUGUUUGAAGACUCUUUUAGAGAAUUACAUAGAAGGACUCCUGAGGAAUGGAAAAACAGAUUUUACAUAGUUUUUGAAGGUGAAGAGGGACAAGACGCAGGUGGUUUACUUAGAGAAUGGUAUAUGAUAAUAUCUCGUGAGAUCUUCAACCCUAUGUACGCUCUAUUUACCACGUCACCCGGGGACAGAGUUACCUAUAUGAUCAACCCCUCCUCACACUGCAAUCCUAACCAUCUCUGCUACUUCAAGUUUGUUGGCAGAGUUAUCGCUAAAGCAAUCUACGACAACAAAUUGCUAGAAUGCUACUUCACUCGUUCUUUUUACAAACAUAUCUUAGGAAUUCUAGUCAAAUAUACGGACAUGGAGAGUGAAGAUUAUAGUUUCUAUAAGGGUCUGAUCUUCCUCAUGGAGAACCAUGUGGACAUGCUGGGCUAUGAGCUAACAUUCAGUACGGAGGUGCAAGAGUUUGGUGUUACUGACGUCAGAGACCUACUACCAAAUGGUCGUAACAUUAUUGUUACAGAAGACAACAAAAUGGAUUACAUACGACUAGUCUGCCAGAUGAAGAUGACUGGAGCCAUCCGAAAACAGCUAAACUCUUUCUUGGAGGGAUUCUACGACAUAAUCCCCAAGAGGUUGAUCAGCAUAUUCAACGAGCAGGAGCUUGAGCUGUUAAUAUCAGGGCUUCCUAAUGUUGACAUAGAGGACCUGAAGGCAAAUACAGAGUACUACAAGUAUCAGCCAAACUCACUGCAGAUCCAAUGGUUCUGGCGAGCACUGCGGGAGUUUGAUCACGCUGACAGAGCAAAAUUCCUACAAUUUGUCACAGGGACAUCCAAAGUUCCACUUCAAGGGUUUGCUGCCCUUGAAGGCAUGAAUGGUGUUCAAAAGUUCCAGAUCCAUCGUGAUGAACGGUCCACAGAUCGUCUACCCUCAGCCCAUACUUGCUUUAACCAGUUAGAUUUACCUGUCUACGAGACUUAUACGAAGCUAAGGACCUAUCUUUUGAAAGCCAUCCAUGAGUGUUCAGAAGGCUUCGGAUUUGCCUAAACAAGAUCGCAAGUUAGGGUUAAAAUUUGAGACUGAGAAAACAUUUUGGAAAAAAAAUCCUUGCUGAAUUAAUUAUUACUAUUUUGUGCCCAAAAGAGCUUGUUAUAACUUCAGUGAUAGUUACAAUACAAUACAAAUAUUUUUUGUUUAAAGCUUAGCGCCUUGUUUUUUCACCUUCAUUGUUAAUAGUUAAUACUAUCCAUUCAUGUGAUGUUAUUCACUGUCCGUAUUUUUUCUUUGAAUCAUCAUAAUGAAAAUUUGUAAUGUAUUGUUUAUAUAUUGAAGUAAAUAAAGUAAUAAAAACGUUGGAGAUUAAACUUUAAGUGCUCCAUACUGGUUUCCAUGUUACAUCAUUCGCAUUGUUAAGGCAUGAUUGCAACACAUUUCUGUAACAUCGGAAUGUCCAAAUGUCACGAAGUUAGCAUAAUUUGUUUAUUAUAUGUAAAAAGUUACGUUUUGUAUUUUGAUGUUUAUUUGAUUAAUUUAAACUAAUACUUUAUUUUCAUAUGAUUUAAGUAAUUGAAAGUUGUUGACAAACUAUAUAGAAAUUAAAGUUUUUUAAAUGGUG
Molecule: messenger RNA, 14744 nt
Organism: Macrosteles quadrilineatus (aster leafhopper)
Lineage: Eukaryota; Metazoa; Arthropoda; Insecta; Hemiptera; Cicadellidae
Gene: HUWE1
Product: E3 ubiquitin-protein ligase HUWE1
Exons: 67
Coding region: 320-14176 (4618 amino acids)
Biological process (GO): positive regulation of protein catabolic process; proteasome-mediated ubiquitin-dependent protein catabolic process; protein polyubiquitination
Cellular component (GO): nucleus
Molecular function (GO): ubiquitin-protein transferase activity; protein binding; zinc ion binding
Source: RefSeq, a predicted model, not a curated record